CAGGUCUUCACUUAACAGUUUCAUGACAAUACAUUGCAAGUUGAAGCAGAAUGGAAAUGUAAUUUUUUCAUUCAAUUAUUAAAGUGCAAAGUUCACAAGCUAAGCAACAGGUACCGGAAAUGCUUUACAACAAUGUCUGUAAUCAUUGAGCAACUUCACAAGUUUUUGCAGCGAAACUCAACUAUCUAACAACCCUAGAUUAGAUUCGAGAUCUUUGGUUUUUCUUUCUGCUCAAAUUAGACAAAAAUUGAACGAAAAUGGCCUCAAACAGGAUCGUGCCACGAAGCACAUUUUUGACGUGACGUCACUAAGAACACAGAUGUAAAUAGAAACCUUUAUGUUGCAAAUUAAUGUCUCAAAUGAAUGAAAACCGUCAGCGUGGGCAUUCGACUAUCCGAGUUAGUACGUAACUAAGCUCCUCGAUUUUGAAGGAAAGUAUUUCGUUAUUUCUGCCUCACUGAAACGGUCGAGCAUUAACAUAAAUAUAGUGAAUUUUAGUUUGUUAAUCUGUCAAAUUUGUCGAUGAAGUGGAACGUUGUGAUGGACCGCAUUCCUCCCUUGCCUAACGAUUUAGAAGCUAUAAUUUUCGAUUGCGAUGGAACACUUGUGGACACUAUGCCUUUUCAUCUACAAGCUUGGGAGAAAAUCUGCAAAGAAACAGGGCUUUAUUUCUCUAAGGAGAGCUUCAUUGCUAAGGCUGGUAUACCUGGAAGAGAAAUUAUACGAACAAUGGCCAACAAACAAGGAAUUUAUUUGGAUGUCAUGAACGUAUACAACCGAAAGAAAGCUCUAUAUAUACAGUCUAUGAGACAGGCAACGCCGGCAUCUCUUCCUAUAUCGUGUGUCGUCAAUUUUGCUAUCGAGGCGAAAGCCACAAACGAUUCAUUAUUAUUUGGUGUUGCGACGGGGAGCUCUCGAUUCCAAGUAGAACAAGGUAUGUUCAAUAUUUAAUCUUGACCUUUUCUACCAAAAGUAUCAUUUCUAAACGAUACUUUUCUUCAAAUACAGAUUUCAGAAUACAGUACAAGUUUUAAAAAAUACAAGUUUUAUUUAAAAAAUACAAGUUUUUAUUUAAAAAAUUGAAUACAGUAGUCAGCAGGGAGAAAUUCCGCGAUCGCAUUCCCGUAGUACAAAGUCCGAAAUCGCAUGAUAUCAAUCCAUAUCACUCUUGUCUCAAUGUCUUCCCUGGCCUUAUGUAGUUUAAAGAUAGCAUUUUUCAUUAAAGUCUGUGUUCGAGAAACCAUAGCGUUUCUUAUUAAGGAACCUGGCCUAAAUUCUUCAGAGUGGAAAGCUUUUUACUUUCAAAAUCUAUAAAUUCCAAAAUAUUUAAACUGCGUAGGCGUUCGGUAGGUGUGUCGAAGUGUGUGUGACAAGACCGAACAUCACAAUAAUAUAUUUAUUUUUCUUCCAAAUAGGGAUUUUUAUCGAAACAGAAAGAGAUUCUAUCGUAGCACAAAAAUGUUUCAGAUUCAUUGACAUAAUCUCACUUAUCUCAGAGCGAACGGGUUUUCCCUUAAUAGUUUUCGAUAUGUAUCAAUUUACAUAUUAUGAAAUUUCAAAUCAUGCGAUAAUGCAUUCUUGUGGGCGAUUUGCAAUUCAAUAUUUCGUAAACCGUGCAAUGAUGCAUUGUUUGCUCUAAUUUGAAUUCCAAAUUUCAAUAUAUUUAAAAAUUUGAUAAUUUUUAAACUUCAUAGACAUUUUAUUUCACCAAAAUUGUCAUGUUUAUUGGGUUUACUUUAUUCUCACUUUUGACGACAAAUCGUACGGAUUCGUACCUGCGCCAAACCAAUAUAAACUCACGAAAAAAAAUUAAUUUCACUUUGUAGCUCUGGAAUUAGCUGGACUUCGCCAUCUGUUCGACGUGAUCGUUGGAAAUGAGGAUUAUUCGCAACACAAACCAAGUCCUGAUGCCUUUUUAACGGCUUGUGAAAAAUUAAAAGUUAACCCGGAAAAAUGUUGGGGCUUCGAAGACACG
This is a messenger RNA of Paramuricea clavata, 1975 nucleotides long. Lineage: Eukaryota; Metazoa; Cnidaria; Anthozoa; Malacalcyonacea; Plexauridae. The record is from the annotation of a GenBank genome assembly.